GAUCGCAUCUCAGUUGGCCAGAGAUAGCAACAACACCACCAUGUAAUUGAAUGAAGCUUCCUGGUUCAAUGCACGACUCUGCUUGAUACGAAAGAUCCACAGUCCGCUGCAUUUGGCUUCUCGUGGUUGUUCUUUUAUGUUUCACACCGGCAUCUGUCCAGUCAGGUGAUGCUUAUUACGGAUUGAGAACGUCAGUCCUUGUACUCGAAUGAGAUCCUUUGGAAUCAAUUUGGAAUUCGGAUAGCACCCAACCACCAUGACUGAAGAAAGUUCCGGCUCCUUCGGCUCCUUCUGGCAGCGCUCAAUCGAUAAAGUAUCGUCCAGGACAGUCAAGUUUAUGCCCAACGUAACGACCCCCGGAAAUGGGAUGACAGGCAAUUCCGUAGAUGAAGGAGAUUCGCCUACUUUAACACAGAAGCAACGCCGACGAGCUCAAGUAAGAAAGGCUCAAAUAGAACACCGAGAAAGGAAAGAGAACCAUGUCAAACAUCUAGAGCAGGAUGUGAUCAACCUCCGCGAGAUGAUAGCCCAAGCAGAAACCCAGUCUGUGCUCUUCAAACACGAGAAUGAAGCCAUCAAAGCGACACUUCAAAGCUCAAGCAUCCCGAUCUUAAAUAUAGCGCCUGUCACCAGAAGUGUGUCUGAACAAAACUCCGAACCCGCCACUGCACCGAAUCUAACAGAACAAUAUCCCCAAGGCAACUUUAGUAUCUCAGGCUCUCCGCAAAACUCACAAUGGCAAUCCAAUAAUUCGUCCAGCCAUAGCCUUGUGAGCAUGACAUUCGACGAAAUGAUCGAUGCCAGCUGUCUUCAAAUUACCCCACCUACCAACUUCGCCCCGGACAGUGAUAUAUUCUUGACCUCUCCCGAAAUCUUCGACCUCCCUCCAAAUCCUUACGUGCCAGUCGCUUCUUCCGAGCCAAUGCCUCCGUCUAGCUUCCCAAGCCUCAAUCCAGCGCUUUCCAAGGCUCUCCCCAAACUUCCAGACGAAGCGACAGCCCCAAUAUCACAGGAAGUUCUCCAAAACCUCUCAACAAUAGCAAUAAACUUCAUCCUAGCACUCGAACACCCAUGCCGAACGCACUUUCACGCCCACGACCAAACCUUCGAUCCCAAAGGCUCCCCUUCAGGCCACGAAAUGAUGGCCUCCACACUUCUCUAUUCGCACGCCCCGCCUCCGGUUUUCUCCUCUUUCAAUGAUCCACCGCUCACAUCCAACACUUCCCCCACACAAAAAGUUGAAUGGAGAGCUCCAAGCCCAGAAUUAAAGCAGCUCUACGCUAUGUCGCAAAGCUUGCCAAAAGGCGACUGGGAAAUCACGCCAGUGCAAGCGUGGUUCUUGCUCAUGGGGAGACUGGGUGUUAGUGCAUUGGUGGAAGGUGGUGGGCAAGGCGAAGGGAAUGAAGGGUUCUUGGCAAAGUUGAAGAAGGGGCUAGCGAAGCUGGUUAAUUGUUUUGCGUUUGGUGCUGUGAUGGAUGAGGCUAGGUUUUGGGAGGUUGUUGAGGCAACUUUGAGGGGUGAGGAUGUGCUAGGAUCAGCGUAGAAAAGGUUGGAGCUAUGUGGUGGGAGUUGAAGGUGGAAUUGCAUAUAUUCUUCAUGCUUGAGCAUUUACUGCCUGUGUAGUUCUGGGGGGUCAUUAAAAUCAUGGUCA
Hyaloscypha bicolor E is the source of this 1651-nucleotide messenger RNA. RefSeq lists its product as uncharacterized. The record is from RefSeq and is a predicted model, not a curated record. The coding region runs from base 257 to 1543 and encodes 428 amino acids. Gene Ontology annotation, cellular component: RNA polymerase II transcription regulator complex. Gene Ontology annotation, molecular function: transcription cis-regulatory region binding; DNA-binding transcription activator activity, RNA polymerase II-specific. The transcript has 4 exons. Lineage: Eukaryota; Fungi; Ascomycota; Leotiomycetes; Helotiales; Hyaloscyphaceae.